Molecule: messenger RNA, 515 nt
Organism: Cornus florida
Lineage: Eukaryota; Viridiplantae; Streptophyta; Magnoliopsida; Cornales; Cornaceae
Exons: 2
Coding region: 48-389 (113 amino acids)
Molecular function (GO): zinc ion binding; nucleic acid binding
Source: RefSeq, a predicted model, not a curated record
UCGCUUCAUUGCCAGACUCAUUUAACUCUUUUAGGGUUAAUUAUUAUAUGAAUAAGCUUGAGUACACACUCGCUGAACUAUUGAAUGAGUUGGUAACCUUUGAAGGGAUAAACAAAAGCAAGGGUGCAUCUAUCAACUACACUCAGUCUGCUGGACCAUCCACUUCUAGGCCCAAGAGGAGGGGCAAGAAAAAGAAGAAGGAUGGUGCCAAAACUGUGGUUGUGCCAAACAAAGUAAUCCAAAAGGAUAAGGGAAAGAAGAAAGUGCGGGUUGAAGGCGAAGGAAACUGCUUCCAUUGCGGUCAACCGGGUCACUGGAAACCUAACUGCCCAAUACUUCGCACACAAGGCAAAGGAAAAGGGAUUCCAGGAGUCCAGAAGCCUCAAUGAAGGAGAGAUAUACUUGCAUAUGGGAUCUAAUGCCAAGGUGGAAGCUAAAGCAGUGGGAGUGGUUCAUAUGCAGUUUGAUAGUGGGAGGAGUCUUAUUUUAGAAGAUUGUCUUUAUGCGCCAAAUGU